Messenger RNA from Aspergillus fischeri NRRL 181, 3774 nucleotides. Its product is annotated as NACHT domain protein. Lineage: Eukaryota; Fungi; Ascomycota; Eurotiomycetes; Eurotiales; Aspergillaceae. The record is from RefSeq and is a predicted model, not a curated record. Bases 1 to 3774 code for a protein of 1257 amino acids. The transcript is spliced from 4 exons.
AUGGAAAACCCAAUAGCAAACGCCUCGAAGCUCAAGCCUGAGAUACGCCUUGUGCAAGCGCUAGCCGGCUUCAAAGCAGUACUGUCAACCGAUCGGAGAGCAAGAUCCGACGAAUCCAUCGCAGCGUUCAAAGACCAUCCCCCGGAUGCGAACGAUGUCAAUCGCCUGACCGCUGAAAUCAACCGUGACAUCCAACAGACAACGAGGCGAUGUUAUGGACCGCGUUUUGUGCACGUCUUACAAGCUGUGCAACAGUACGCCUCCAUAGGCGACGUCUUUAUAGGAGGAUCACAGAAUCUGAUUGCUUCGGGAGUCUGGGCGGCAAUGUUGACUCAAAGCGCUUCUUACCUGGAGAAAAUGUCAAUGCUGUUUAUGAACGCAGGCAGAAGUGCUCCCCGAUAUCAGGACAUGGCCUUGCUUUACCCUCGCUCGAAGCGACUGCGGCAUGCACUAUGCGAGUAUUUUAUUGUUAUUUUGAAUAUUUGCAAGCACGCUGUGAAAUUUCUGCAAAAGUCCGCAUUAUCGCAGUUCUCAUCGGCUAUAUCGGACUCUUGUUUGGCGUCUUUCGAGAAGGACCUUCAACAGUGGUCAGUUGUCAUUGUGGAAGAAGUUACUUUACUGUCAAGUCAAAGCCUCCAAGAGGAAGCGAGGGAGAAUUCUCGAUUUCGGCAGAUCAUGGUUAAAUUCUCUGAUUCCCGGAACCGGUGCCAGCAAUUGGCUCUCAGAAUCCGGCUACUUGACGCUUGUUCCACAUACGACUACCAGACGUCUUGGAAGCAGGCUCGAAAACAGGGAACAACAACCUGGUUCGCCAGCACUUUUGAGUACCAAAGAUGGAAGGGAACGCCUUCUUCAUGCUCCCUACUGUGCACCGGCAAACUGGGGUCGGGCAAGACAACCUUGCUGGCAAACAUGGUUGAUGACUUGUUUUGUUCUGCUUCGAAGGGGUCAGUUGCGUACUUUUUCUGCCGAUUCGAUGUCUCUGACUCGUUGACUGCGAGGACCAUCAUCGGAUGUCUUGCGCGACAACUCUUAGGGCAACAGCCUAUUGACCUGACGAGAAUCGAUUCACUUGCAGAUCCAGACGAGCAAGUGAUUGUCAAGUUUGUACGAGAACUGCUUCCUGUGGAUCUGACUUACAGUUUGAUUGUGGAUGAACUUGAUGAGUGCCCGGAAAAAGAGCGACAGAUAACGUUAGAGAUACUGCAGCAGUUGCAAAAGGACUUCAAAAUUCGUAUGUGCCUGUCAUUCAGACAGGACGCGGGGGGUCAUGCCAAAGUCGCAGCUGGCAUUCUUAAUGAAAAGUGGACACUGUCUAUCCCCGAGAACAACUCCGACAUCGAUGCUUAUAUCGACGCCGAGCUACGUGAGCGUCUCGAGUCGGACAGGUUGUGUAUCGGAGAUCCAGCUAUCAUCCUGUCGAUCCAACAUGCCCUUGUCACUGGGGCCCAAGGAAUGUUUCUCUGGGCCACACUGCUACUCGACUGCAUUUGCAUGGAGCAGACAGAUGAGGCAAUUCUCCGGGCCCUUGAGAGCCUUCCUCAAAGCCUUUCAGAAACAUUCAGGCGAGUUCUACAGCAAGCUGGUGCCUCAAACAUCCAGCAUCGCCGCAGGAUUGUGCGGUUGGUUAUGGCUGCGCGACGGCCCCUAUCAGUGGGGGAAUUAUGUGAGGCUCUCAGUGUCAUUCCCGGUGACACGGCAUGGGAGCCUGCACGACAAAUUAAUAAUAUUCAUGCGGCCCUUGCAAGUUGCAAAUGCUUGAUCAUUAUAGACGAAGAAGAGCAGACGGUUAGAUUUGCCCACCAUAGUGUCAAGCAGUUCUUUAUUGCUCGGGGCGAUGAACCAGAAAAUCCGAAUCCCAUAAAUCCGGACGAAACAAAUAAAGAAAUGGGUCGGGUCAUUCUAACGUACCUCAACUACGGGAUUUUCGACGAUCAAGUAUCUCGCACAGUCUUUCCAACAAUUUCUGCUGUGGAUGCCCCAGCUCGAAUCGUGAGCAGCGUCUUCGGAGAUUCCGUCAACACAAAAAGAGUCGCUCUGGAACUGCUCAAGCCACUAAAAAAUGGCAAAUGCGACAUAGGCCAAACUUUGGCCGAGACGGCCAUGGCACAGCGCAGAUCUCUAGCGGAGAGCCAUCCCUUUUUGGCUUAUGCCAAGGACUAUUAUAGGUAUCAUAUUCUAGGGGUCUGGAACUGUGAGUGGGAAAUGGGACAGCUGUGGCAGGGCCUCUUGGAGAGAAAGUCUGUUGAUUUGCGGAUUACCGAUUGGCUGCAAUAUGAGUUGCAGCAUCGGCGAGUGACCGGCCUUGAUGGAGAGUUCGUUCCUUAUGAUGUUCUGAGCCAGCUGGUCACAUAUCAUGUUAUCCGCAAGGUCCUUGAGGAAACUGGGUUUUCCGGAUACGGCACAUCGACACUCGCGCAUGAUAUCCUCACAGACCGCCAGCGAUGGUUUGCGAUUCUUGUUGAUAUAGGGAUCAAUCAUUAUAUUGGGGCCCACUUUCAGUCGUCGAUGAUUCAGUCUCCGAUAACAGACCGCGAUCUCCCCAUUUCGUGUGUGCAAUUCCUUGAGAAAUACAAGUCGAAAAUCUCUCAGACCACUGGAUUACGCACCGUUCAAUCCUGGUCUAACAAGCCGAGCAGCUCACGAUUUGUCGGUCCGAUGGGGACCGAUAGAUGGGAGGAAUUGGCUGAGUUGUUCUGCCUCCGACAGCACCAGUACCUUGUCCCUAUACUCCAAGAAGGUCAACAAUAUAACUCGGAGGACGAGAUCAUGCCGUUCUUGCCUGUUGGAAACGCGUUCUAUAAUCACGACUAUGGAUUUCUAUUUGUUCAAGUUCACCCUGCACAUCAUGACUUUCCUCCAGCUUAUCGCGGUAGGGAAGACGUUGAUGGUCCUUACCUGGUCGCGCUUUGGCCCUUGCUUAGGACCAUGCACAUGGAUGAGCCUCCGCCUCUUUUGUUGUCUUAUGGACGCUCUUGGGAUGUCCCACGGCAUCUGCUCCAAGCGGUUGCAUCAUAUCGUCCGCGGCGACAGAGCGGAAUAUCCCAUUCCGAGACGAUCCGUCUGAUUUUCCCCGUCCUUGGCCCGAGCCUCGACGACGCUUGGCGGCAAAGCUUGGCUACGGAUACGCACUCGUCUCGACGGUUUCUGAGAUUCUGCCUGUCACAAAUGACCGGUAUCGCCGAGGCUCUUGUCUUCGUCAUUCAAAACGAUCCAAAAGAGCGGUACAUCUCACUAAGCAAGAUUACGCCACGCAGCAUUCAAUGGUGCAAGCACUCACGCUCCAUAUUCCAACGGGGAACUCUGCGGUUGGAUCUACGGACCCUGAUAGCUGAUCCAAGUCAAGGCCCCGCUCGGCAAUUUGAAGAGGCGUAUCGUGCCCCAUAUGAGUCCAAGGGGAAGGAUGGAUUGGAAUAUGACUGUGUCUGGAGGCUGGGAUGCAUAUAUUUUGAAUUCCUUAUUUGGGCUGUGAUGGGAUCGACAAGUCUUCAAGAAUUCCGCGAGGCUAGAGGAGGGGCGAAUGCUCCGUUCUAUUUACAAACGUACUCUGACCAUCACCAAGGGUCCGAAUUGUCCUCCGAGGUUCGCCGCUGGGCGGACAUGCUGCUCAAUGAGCCCGAGCUUCCGCUGGAGGUUCGUCGAUUUUGCGAAAAAUUGCUACGGUGUGUGCUUGUAGUGGACCCGUCAGCCAGGGUAUCGGCCCGCCAGUUCGCUUCUAAUAUGAAAAACCUUCAGAAGCUGCAAACUAUUAGCAACUUGGACUGGAACUGGUAA